UGAGGUCGUAUUUGGCACUGAUCAAUUGUUCGGGUCGUAUUUGGCACGACUGAAAUAGUUUGGGUGGAAAUUGGCAAUUUUCCCCUAAAAAACAUGCAAAAAGGAAAGAAUUAAAGAAAAAAGGAGAGAGAUCUGCGGAAUAAAUAAAAGAAGUUACAGACAUGGUGGCGUGAGUGUGUUCGUAUCAUUUACAUAUGCGGCGGGCUGAAACUGCAUGACACGGUGGUUUUGGUUUCUUAAUUUGUUAAUAAUGGAGACAUAAUCACAUAAUCAAGAGUUAUAAGGACUUGAUACCAAUCAUAUAACACACAGUCACCUUGAUUAUGGACAUUAUUGUGUUAAUAUAUUCGUAUUAGAAUUUCUUUAAUAAUUGAUUGUAAUAUCAUAAUUUAGUAAAAUCUUAUUCUAUUUUUGAGAAUAUAAACUUUGUAGUACUCCAAGGUUCUUUAUAAUGUUUUACAUCCUUCUUCCUUGUUUCAUUCAAGGGUUCUUGUGUUCAGAGGUUCUCAUUUUAUUCUGGUUGUUGUCUUGUUGACUUGUUGGAGAAGAGUAAAAACUCUGUUAAUGUCAAUUAGAAAGUCAUUAAAAAUAAAAACAGUAGUAAAUUUGUUGUUGGUUCAGUCUUAAGAGAGAGAGAGUUGUUGUCUGCGCGAUGUCACUUUCUGUCGGCAUUGUCUGAGUUCCGACACAAGACUUGUUUUCAUCAUCUUCUCUUCACGUUCGAGUUCUAGAAACUGCGGCGGAGAUAGAUUUGAUGUUUCAAAGCUCCUUUUCUUUUUGAACUCUCCCUUUUUAACAUUUUCACACCAAAUCUUCUGCAGAUUCUUGUGAUAUGUAAUCUCCGAUGAAGUUUAUCGCAUGGUAGUCAAAGUCUGGAGCAUCGCUGAGAAGCUAGUUUGUUUACAAAUGUCAGCCGUUCCUCCUGCAGCAGCCAUUGGAGGCGCUGUUGGAGCUCUUGCAUUGUCUGCUCUCUUAGUUUUUCUCCUAUGGUUUUGCAUCUUUCGUCGCAAAAAUGCAUCAAGAACCUCUGAGUCAGGCUCUUCUGAUCCAUCAACUCAAGAAAGAAGAAGUGUUGCAAUGGACUUGUCAAUGAGAGAAGCAAGAAGUUUUAAAAUGGAGGAACUUGCUCAAGCCACCAAGAGUUUCACCAACAAAAGCCUCAUUGGUACAGGCAAAUUCGGCGAGGUUUACAAAGGUUUGCUUCAAGAUGGUGUUCUUGUGGCCAUCAAGAAACGUCCCGGCUUGCCUACACAAGAGUUUGUUAACGAGGUUCGUUAUCUAUCGUCUAUAAAUCAUCGUAAUCUUGUUACUCUUUUGGGUUAUUGCCAAGAAAACAACACGCAGUUUCUUGUUUACGAGUAUGUUCCUAACGGAAGUGUUUCCAGUCACCUGUACGGAGGUGGUGAUAAAGUAUCUGGAAAUAGACUAGAAUUCAGAAAUAGGCUUGCCAUAUCUAUAGGAGCAGCUAAAGGCUUGGCACAUCUUCACUCGCUGAGUCCUAGGUUGAUACACAAGGACUUCAAAACGGCUAACGUUCUUGUGGAUGAAAAUUUCAUUGCCAGAGUUGCGGAUGCUGGAGUCCGUAACUUCUUGGGAAGAGAUGAUGUUGUUGUUGGUACAUCGUCUCUUGAUGCUGCAGACCAGAUCUUCCUCUCACCAGAGGUUCAAGAGUUCAGAAGAUUUUCAGAGAAGAGUGAUGUAUAUGCUUUUGGGGUGUUCCUCUUGGAGUUAGUAAGUGGGAAAGAAGCAUCAGAGCCAUCCCCUUCAAGCUCAACACAAACUCUAGUAGAAUGGAUGCAAAACAUAAGGGAUUACAAGGAUAUACCCAUGAUGAUAGAUGAGAGACUAGGUGGUACGUACACAGCAGAAGGAGUGGAGGAAGUUAUUACAUUGACACUGAGAUGUCUUAAUGUUUCAAGUGAGAAGAGACCAGCAAUGAGUUAUGUUUUGACAGAAUUGGAGAGAAUAUUGGAUAAGGAAGUGAGCUUAACAACCGUAAUGGGUGAAGGUACUCCAACGGUUACUCUUGGAAGUCAGCUUUUUAAAUCAUCAGACUGAUGAAAAAAUUGGAAUCAUCUUUGCAUUUAUAUUUAUUUAUAUAUAGGAUCUCUGAUUCUCUGAGACAAAAACUAAUCAGAGAUCUUAAGAGGAUGAAGAUUGAUCAGCUGUUUUGUGUUAAGUGUACAAACAACAGCUGAAAUAUUCUUAUUAUUCGUUUGUUUUUUUUUUUCCCUAUUUUACUUCCAUUGGUGGUUACUUUCAGCAGAAUAUUUUUGACAGUGAGUGCAGAAAAUGCAACUUUGUAAAAACAUUAUUUAUUGAUGAUAGAGGAAGCAAAGAGUGGAAUGGUGUGUGAUU
Molecule: messenger RNA, 2358 nt
Organism: Brassica rapa (field mustard)
Lineage: Eukaryota; Viridiplantae; Streptophyta; Magnoliopsida; Brassicales; Brassicaceae
Product: putative serine/threonine-protein kinase
Biological process (GO): protein phosphorylation
Molecular function (GO): protein kinase activity; ATP binding
Source: RefSeq, a predicted model, not a curated record